This is a messenger RNA of Dentiscutata heterogama, 687 nucleotides long. NCBI's taxonomy places the organism in Eukaryota, Fungi, Glomeromycota, Glomeromycetes, Diversisporales, Gigasporaceae. The record is from the annotation of a GenBank genome assembly.
UAUAUUUUUGUUCUUGCAAAAAAUCCAGAUCUUGCUCUUGUAUCACGCACAUUUCACCAUGUUGCUACCUCACAAACAAGUGUAAAAACUCAAUGGCUAAUGAAAAGAUAUAAUAACGAUUGUGAACGGGCAUUAUCUCGAGGGUUAAAAUGGAAAUUCUUUAAUAAAGACGUUCUAAAUCAGUUGGAUCUAAUAUAUUCUAGACUUAAUGGUCAAAGUUUUAUUCCUUAUGAAAAUAGACCAAUUCCCCAAUGGUUUUUCAAAGAACCGGAUCCAAAGAAUCGAAUUUAUAAUCUAGCUAAAAUUUUACUUCUUGAACGUCGUGCUUCACCAAACGAAUCUAACGGUUAUCCAAUUAUACAAUCUGCUCGCUUAGGUAGGAUUGAAAUGGUAAAAUUAUUGAUAGAGGCUGGUGCUAAAGUCGACAUUCAAGAUAAUAUGGCGUUGGCAGUGAGCGUUAGACAGAAUAACAUCGAAAUGGUCAAAUUAUUGUUAAAACACGGUGCUAAACCAGUGAAAUCAAUUUUAAAGAAUGCCAUAGAAAAGAAUUUUACUGAAAUGGUUCAAUUGCUACUGGAGAAUGGAGCCGAAGUUGAUGCCAGUAUACCUAAUGCCUUCUCUCAUCAAACAACUAUCACAGAAGACAGAAGAAUGAACAAUGAUCAUAAUAAUCGACUUACAGGCUAG